AUGGUGAUGCGACUCCUCGACACAGAGACCUUUGAGAUGGUCUCGGGGGAGCAGUCGACCUUCAAGCAGGAAGGCUACGCGAUUCUGUCCCAUCGCUGGGUAGGGCGGGAGAUCACCUUUGAGCAAAUCCAGAAUUCCGCGUCCCAACUCCGGGGCAAAGCUGUACAACCCACGGCACAGCUCGCUAAGAUCCGCGGUGCCUGCGACAGGGCGCGUGAGCAGGGCCUGAAAUGGAUGUGGAUCGACUCGUGCUGCAUCAACAAGGCCAGCACUGUUGAGGAGUCCGAGGCUAUCAACUCCAUGUUCAGGUGGUACCGGGACGCGAAGCUUUGCAUCACGUAUCUCAGCGACGUGCGGUACUCUGCCAACGGCCCCAGAGAUGAUGUGUUUUUGACUACCGAGGGGCGUGGCCCGUCAGUCUGGUUUAGUCGUGGCUGGACGCUGCAAGAACUCCUCGCGCCCAGGGCAAUGCAGUUCUUUGACAUGGACUGGCGGUACAUGGGCACGAAAUUCGAGUUGGCAGAUCUACUGGCGCGCAUCACCCGGAUCGACGUGAGCUAUCUUACGGGCGAGAAGCACUUCGGCACCGCAUGCAUUGCCAGCAAGAUGAGCUGGCUGGCAUCCCGCGAGACUGCGCGGGUAGAGGACCUCGCCUACAGCAUGCUUGGCAUCUUCAACGUCGUCCUGACGCCGCAGUACGGCGAGGGAAUGGGGGCCUUCAUGCGGCUGCAGCAGCUUCUGCUGUCGACCCAGACCGACGAGUCCUUGUUUGCUUGGAAGCUGCCCAAGGAUCAACCUCUCCAGACCUUCGCCGUGCCCGGAGGCUGGGAAGCGGACGAGUGGGGGCUUCUUGCCCCUUCACCCUCGUGCUUCUGGGACUCAAAUCGGCUCACGAUUGUCGGCAAGCCACUUCCCAGAGUCCACGGUGGCUUCAUGAUGACGCAACAAGGCCUCCAGGUUCCUAUCUUCGAUCCAGGUAAAGCCCGGACCUUGUCGGCCGUGGUCUGCCCUCUGUGGGUGCUAGGCCCUCUGGUCUGGUGCAUACUCGUCAGAUCUGCGAGGGCAAAGGACAUACUCUUUCCGCUGAACUGUUGGCGUACGGGCCCACAAGGGGGCGGAGCUGCCGUACAGCUCCGUCUCCGAAGAACAGUGAAGAGAGGGGUUAUGCUGAAAAGAAUACGAUGCCACGACCUUGAGUAUACCUAUGACAUACCCUCGAACUCGAGAGCGCAGAGGGCGGAGCCGCAUACGGUGCUCCAGCCGCAACAAAGCUAUCUCGACUGA
Messenger RNA from Truncatella angustata, 1284 nucleotides. RefSeq names its product heterokaryon incompatibility protein-domain-containing protein. Bases 1 to 1284 code for a protein of 427 amino acids. NCBI's taxonomy places the organism in Eukaryota, Fungi, Ascomycota, Sordariomycetes, Amphisphaeriales, Sporocadaceae. The record is from RefSeq and is a predicted model, not a curated record. The transcript is spliced from 2 exons.